CUUAAGUAUGCGGUAAGAGCGCAAGUGUCUUCAAACUCUCUCACGACAGUUGUGUGUCAACAUGAGUCCUGAAAAAGACUGURCUGCAAUUGUUCUCCAAGAGGUAAGAGUCUUUUUCCCAGGAGAGCAAGUACAAGGUAACCUGUAUCUUUGUUUAACUGGAGAAUCGAAAAUCAAAAAUAUUCAGAUUUUUUUGGGGGGUGAGUCUCGUGUUGAGUUCUUCCAGAACAAUACGUACUAUGAGCUGAAAUUACCUCACUUCGCACAGCAAGCUUUACUAUAUGACCGAGACACAGACGCUCAGAUACAGGGAAAGUUCUCCGCAGGAGAGUACACAUUUCCUUUCAUUUUCACCAUCCCUGAUUGUGUGCCAUCAUCAUAUCAACAGACCAAAGGCAAGCCCGCUGGUCAUACUUUAUACGGGCUCAACGCAACCGUGCAAAGAUCUUCGAAAUCCAAACUAAAAUCUGAACUAAUGAUAACCAUAUUUGAGAAAGUAGAUGUCAGUCUGCCUGAGUUUCAGAUUCYAAUAAGCGAACAGCAUGACGAACACGUGACUUGUUGCUGUGUCGGAGGAGGGACCAUCAAGAUCAACGCAAAAUUGAAUAAAUCGGGAUACUAUCCUGGUGAAGUUAUCCAGGCCAAACUCUUCGUGGAAAAUAUGUCAAACCGAGAUGUAACUUACGUCGAACUAGUGCUUAAGAAUCAGGUUAUCUAUCGAUAUGGGAAAAAGGAAUAUGACAUUGCUGCCAGAAAAUACGGAAUAGCCGCUGUGAAGAGUAUUGGUGUUCCAAGAGGACAAAACGAAGACAUCGAGUGCUUAACGCUGGAGAUCCCUCAUUCCUUGCAACCUUCCACAGGCGAAGAGACCGAGUCAAUAAUUACAAUACUACACUAUAUGGAUAUAAUCGCGCAUGUGAAGGGAAAAUGUGUUUCUGCAGCCAAACUACGUAUUCCAAUCACGAUUGGCAGCUAUAUUCCCUCGGAAUCACUUGCAUUUUACCCGGGACCCCCGGCACAACCAAACACGAUGUAAUUCAAUUCGUUGCAUGUUACCCGGGACCCCAGGCACAACCAAACACAGACACGAGGAUGUAAUUCAAUUCGUUGCGUAAAAUUUUCAAUUUUUUAAAAACUUUUACUUUAUAGAAAUAAUUAUAUAUUGAUGCAACAUUAAUAAUCAGUCAAACACCCCAUCCGACCAAUAGACCUUUAUAUUCUGUACAAUUUCAAGAAACUUCUGGAUAUUGCUAGUGCUUUUUACAUUAGCAAAUAAUAAGGCUUUGUUCAUAAUGUAUGGCAGAGAGGGGGGUAGGUGAAAUUGAGGGGGGAUCGGGAAAAUUUUGGUAGGAAAAAGGGGGGGAAGGGCAAUUUUUUGUCAGAAAAAUGGGGGGGAUGCACAAUUUUUGGAAGAAGCUACAAGCCUUGCUUAGGGGGGAUUGUAUUUUUUUGCAUGACUUUGAGGGGGGUUGUUUUUCACCUCCCCCUUCCCCUCUGCCAUACAUUAUGAACGCAGCAUAAGGAGUUAUAUUUCUGAAAAAGUUGUUUUAGUUUACUAAGAACUAAAGAAUUCUUGAUAUUUGUUUGAAGCUUUGAACACAGGGAACUCAUCUUGAAGUAUAAAAGUUACACGUCAUGACCACGUGAUACGCAAGAGUAUUAACAUGUGAUUUAAAGAUGGCCAUUAUUCACGUGACACCAUCCACGUGACCGAAAUAGCGAAUCAUGACAACUUGAUACAUACUCUUCCCCAGGCUAUAAAACAUCGACCAAGUGCUGGCAACUCAAAUGCCGAGUGCGAGGAAAAGGUGGUAACGAGUUGAACGCGCGCUGAAUGAUGGGACUGUUAGGGACGCCAUUUAAUUUGUCUUUUUCGUUUUACAGGUUUAAGUUUUUUAAUUGAGUCACACUGGCUUGUUUUCGGUCUGUUUUUCAAGAACGUUUGCUAAGCUUUGCACAAUAUUGAAAAAAAUGACCCAUGAUUCAGCGCGCUUCCUACUUGUUACCAGUUUUCCAUGCAACCAAGGAAUGCCGGUGACAAACACCCCGUGGGGACAGGAGACAAGAAAAUACAGGGGAACGAGUCGAUGAGGUCUCAGAUGAACAUUAGAUAUCAUUAUGAUUUCAUUAAUUUGUUAUUGAUAAUAAUAAUAAUAAUUCUAAAAUCUUAUCGUAUACCCUCCAUAUAACUAGUGUCUAAAUUCCACAAUAAAGUUCGUAAAAAGGUCA
Messenger RNA from Actinia tenebrosa (Australian red waratah sea anemone), 2229 nucleotides. RefSeq names its product arrestin domain-containing protein 3. Gene Ontology annotation, biological process: protein transport. Lineage: Eukaryota; Metazoa; Cnidaria; Anthozoa; Actiniaria; Actiniidae. Gene Ontology annotation, cellular component: cytoplasm. The record is from RefSeq and is a predicted model, not a curated record.